AUGGCUGCUGUAGCACGCCCUAGGUAUGACGAAGAUGGAAUAGAGUUGUUUUCAGGGAAAAUAGGAAUCUUUCCUUUUGUUUUCCAAGGACCAGCUAAAAGGAAUUGCAAAAACCGAGUGGCGGGAACUUUGGAAACAAAGCCUAUUUUAUCUGUCACUAAAGAUGUGACUAGGAGUUGUUUAAUUGAAAAGGUUCUUCCAGCGAUUCGAUCAAAAUGGCUGCUUGCACAUGCAAAUGCUCCUAUUUUUAUCCAGCAAGAUAACGUAAGACCUCAUCUUAGCGUCAACGACUUAGAAUUUAAUGAAGCUGCCAAACAAGAUGGUUUUGAUAUUAGGUUAUGCUUUCAACCUCCUAAUAGUCCGAAUAUGAAUGUUUUGGACCUCGGAUUCUUCAGAGCUAUUCAAUCCCUUCAGUAUCAAAGGGCUCCUUUAACUAUUGAUGAGCUAAUAGAAGCAGUUGAGAAAUCUUUUGAUGAGAUGGAAGUUCAUAGACUGAAUCAUGUGUUUCUCACUCUACAGUCUUGCAUGGUCGAGGUGAUGAAAGAUAAAGGUGGGAACAACUACAAAAUCCCACAUAUGAACAAGGAAAGAUUAGAACGAGGAGGAAAUCUUCCUAUUCAAGUUUGUUGUGACGUUGGCGUAGUUAAUGAAGCUGUAGCUCUACUUCGGAUGUGA
This is a messenger RNA of Lycium ferocissimum, 675 nucleotides long. RefSeq lists its product as uncharacterized. NCBI's taxonomy places the organism in Eukaryota, Viridiplantae, Streptophyta, Magnoliopsida, Solanales, Solanaceae. The transcript has a single exon. The record is from RefSeq and is a predicted model, not a curated record. Gene Ontology annotation, molecular function: nucleic acid binding. The coding region runs from base 1 to 675 and encodes 224 amino acids.